CAUGAGACAGACCUGGCUUUUGUGCAGACACCAUGAGUGAGAAGAACUGGAUCGCCCUCCUCUUUGUCGGGAUGGGAUGCUGUGCCUUCCCACUGGCACAAUCCAGCACGACUGGUGAAUCGAACACUGAGUUGAAAGCAUACCAGCCGGCACGCCUUACAGCUGCGAUUGGAGACUCGGUCACCUUAAACUGUUUCUUCAACUACACUGGAAGCCCACAAGACACGAGAAUGGGGAAAUUCUACACAAAAGCCAAUGGGCCGGGAAUGGACGAGGCUGAGAAUGUAUCAUGCAAGCCACUCAUCUCAAAAGCAAAUCUUUUUGCUUGUGAACUGUCGUCCACCAUUACCUUCCUCCGUCCUGAGAAUGAGACUGUUUACUACUGUGAUGUAUGGAUUCCAAGGCCACAAGGCACCAUUCAGGUGACAGGCAAUGGGACAAUCAUUUCUCUUUACUACAAGGCCACCUCCAUAUCAAUCCAAGUGCCCCUGCCACUAGUGUCAGGAGAGGAGGCGAUACUGGUCUGCAGUGUGUCUGGGUUCUACCCUCAGGACCUGUCGGUGCUCUGGUUCCACAGAGGUCAGCAAGUGUCACACAGCAGCAUCAGCAAUCACAUCAGCAGGAGCCACAAUGGCACGUUCUCUCUGCGCAGUCAGUACAGGUUCAAAGCCACAGUGGCGGACAACAUGGCAGAAUGCUGCUGCAAGGUCUCUCACCCAGCCGUGGGAUGGGAGAGAGCCACCAGCAUCAUUCUCGGCGUAAAUUGUGAGUCUCGAGUGGGUGACGCUCCAGUUUCGAUGCGAUGGCAUGAAUGGCGGAUGCUAACCAUCUUCCUCCUUUCCCUUCUCCUUCCAGAUGCACCCAGCACUGUUAAUGUGACUUCUCACUCGCGGCUUGUGAUUAAUGCCACGUUGCUUCUAGAGGUGGGGUCCCCACUGGACGUGAUCUGCUCUGCUGAUGGGAACCCCAGUCCUGAGAUACACUGGCUGACAGGGAGCAGAAGUGUGUGGAACAGCAGAGAGACUCUCCAGCUCACCGCAGUGCAGAAAGAACACCAUGGGGUAUACUGGUGUGUGGCAAAGAACCAAUAUGGGGAGAGGAACACCAGCAUCACUCUGGUGGUGUUCCAGAGCGAGGCAUCCCUGGGAAAUCCUGGGUUGAUUGCACUUUGUGGCCUGGCUGUUGUUUCGAUCCUCUCGGUUCUCGUAACCAUUGGCUGUGUUCUCAAAAAGAGUAAGAACAGAAGCAGUGCCGAAGCCCUCACAGGUGUCAGUCAACACAGCACAUUUUCUCAUGAGGGACUGGCUGCAUCUCCAGAUGAAAUCUAUUCUGUUCUAAACAUCAGCACUAAAAGGUCAAAGCAACAGAAUCCAGCUCCCCAGAAUGUUGACACAUCACAGCUCGUCUAUGCAGAAAUCAUGUUCCCUUUUGCAUCUAGGAAGAAGAAUGUGAUGGCAGUUGAUGACUCUUCGUGUGACAGCACAGUCAUUUAUGAUCAAGUAAACACAAGAAGCUCUGCCAGGAGGAACAGCCAGCAGAAGUCAUUGCGAAGUGGCUGUGACCUGGACAUGGUGCAGGAACAAAUGCACUGAGGCCUGCCGGUUACUUAUGAAGCCCUUUCCUUGUAUUGCUGUCACCACAGACCAAUGGGACCAGAGGAGCCUCAACAUAUGAACUACAUCUUCCUGACUCCCUGUCUGUACUCCUGUCAUUGGCUAACCUUGCUUUGCUCCAUCUCAUCUCAUCUAAGUGUAUAAGGGCAGGAAGUGAGCAGUUAAAAGGAAAAGACCUCUCCCAGUAACACCAGGAAAAGAUAUCCCUUUUUGGAUUGCUGAGUGAUAAAAACUAUCACUACAUACGAGAAAACUGUCCUUUUUGUACAAUAGUCAUUUCAAGGUUUUGGGUGCUUAAACAGCAUAUAAAUUGCUGAGAGUUCACUUGGGCCUCCACAAUGUGGAAGACUAUUUGAAGUUUUUCAUGACUUUUGCUCAUCUCAUCAUACCCUGGAUGUAUGAAAUAAAGUGGGUUAUUCAUUAUUUCAUAAAAAAUAGAUUUCAAAGGAUUCAUUGUAGUUACCGUUACUCUUUUGUUGAUUUCAAGAGAUAGAGAGUUCCCAGUGCAUCUGAAACUGCAUGUGGAACCUCUUACUUUCUUGCUGUGCUUUCGAUCAUCUAAAAGCUAUUUGCCCAAGCUUUCAGUCUCUGCUGAAUGUAGGCUGUACACGUUUUGGACAGCCAUUUGUUGAUUUUAUCUCUAGUGCUGUGUAGAUGUAUGCUACAAUGCAUAUAUUUCCAUUACAUAAAUUGACCCAAAUAAUAUGCACCCUAUUAUUUCAAAAGUCAAAUAAAUAAUUAAAAAGAACUACAACCCAGUGACAAUGUGUAGGAUCCUACAACAGUGGACCAAAUUGGCUGAGGAUAAGGGUGGGUAGGUCAGUAAUGGUUUCCAAGUCAUUACAUUAAAUUCAUUUACAUUACAUUUACAUACACAAUCUUACAGUGUCACUGCUUGCAGGCAUACUUUGAUUCCUAUAAGAUGCCUAUAAGGUACUUGGAUGAUGUGGAGUCUAUCAGUGGAGCCUAUCCUCCAGUGAGUUCCUACUCUACUCUAGCACUUUGCACCUUAUAGUGUAAAAAUAGCCAUUGGCUGCAUUCAGGUGUAUAGGAGGACUUCAGCACUCAAUUCAGCAUUCCUGCAUAACGGAAAUUAACUAUGAACAAGAACUUCAGCUCAUUAUAUUAAUAUAUAAAAUCAAAUCUUAG
Megalops cyprinoides (Indo-Pacific tarpon) is the source of this 2762-nucleotide messenger RNA. RefSeq names its product neuronal growth regulator 1-like. Gene Ontology annotation, cellular component: adherens junction. Lineage: Eukaryota; Metazoa; Chordata; Actinopteri; Elopiformes; Megalopidae. Gene Ontology annotation, molecular function: cell adhesion molecule binding. The transcript is spliced from 9 exons. Gene Ontology annotation, biological process: heterophilic cell-cell adhesion; homophilic cell-cell adhesion. Bases 33 to 1592 code for a protein of 519 amino acids. The record is from RefSeq and is a predicted model, not a curated record.